Molecule: messenger RNA, 745 nt
Organism: Paramecium octaurelia
Lineage: Eukaryota; Ciliophora; Oligohymenophorea; Peniculida; Parameciidae
Source: the annotation of a GenBank genome assembly
UCUAAACUUUAAAUGGAGAGCAUAAUUUCAUACUCCUAGAAGUGACCUGAAAGAAAUCUAAGACAAAAUAGCAUAAUUUGUAAGAUUCAAAGAAUAAUAAGUAGAAUAAAAAAAUAUACAUAAUGAUCAACAAAUUAAUAUCUAACAUUUAUGAUAAAGAGAUAUCAAAACUUCUUUAUAAAUAGUAGCAGAUGAUUAAGAUAUGUUACAAUUUGAAAGAUAUUGUCAAUAUGAUUUUUUAAUAUGAAGAAUUGGAAGCCCUUGAAAUUUUUUAUAAAAGAGCAAGUCUCCAUAAUUAGGUCUUUAGUGGUGCCUCUACUUAUAAUAAUAUGUAUUUUUAUUUGAAGAGUGGAGACGUUGAGCUUUUUUUUUUCAGAAAAGUACCACUCCUACUAAGAAAAAUAUUAUUUUUAAAUGAACAAAUGGCAAAGAAUGUUUAGAAGAGACAUAGCUCAGCUUGUCUUAAGUAAUUAGGGGUUCAUGGUCAUAAGAAUGCAUUGAAUUUAUAAAAGGUCACUCCCAUCUCAGCGAAAUAUAAUGGAAAAUUUCAGUUACAAAAUCCUCCCAAAAUUGCUAUCCCACUAAUAAAUCAAGUUUGUUAAUUUAAAUGAUUCUACUUUAUCAAAGGUAAUAUAAUUUUGUAUAUUUUAAAGUAUUUAAUGUUAAUAAUUGGUCGACAAGAGCUGAUAAUAUAUUUUCGGAGGAGGUGUCUCAAUAAUGCUGAUACUUAUUCAUUUAUUUUUUU